AUGGAUCUGGAUACUAAGACACCACUAUAUUUGACCAGCGACAAGACGUCGUUUGCGUUCAUAUCUGCCAGAGACCGCUGGCCAGUGAUAAUUACGCAAGCCAUUGACGAUGUCUACCGAACAAUCACACAGAUCGAUGACAAGCCCAAGCAAGACGAGGGCAAGAAGAUCGUCGAAGAGCUCGGCAAGCUAAAGUACGAAUUGCAACAUGACCGCCACCUCACGCCGAUACGAGAUGACGGAAAGCCUGACAUAGCCUUGUACAAUCAAGAGUUGGAGAAAUUGGGUACCCCGACUUGGUUCAAUGUGCCCUGGCUCUACAGCGAGUGUUAUUUAUACAGGCGCAUCAACACAUCGUUCAGUCUGUCGCAACACUGGAAGUCAUAUGACAUUUUCUCUAGACAGAAGAUGAGUACGUUCCGAUCCUCUCGGCCGGCUGUGCUGGAACUUGCUGGUCGGUACCGGGAUCUUGUUAUUCAAAUCCAAAACGACAAGAGCAAGACUGGACCGGAGGCGGAAGAAGCACAAGAGAUCUUGUUCAGGGAGAUGAUGGAGAUCUGCCUGUGGGGCAAUGCCACCGAUUUGUCGUUACUAACGAGCUUGACAUAUGAGGAUAUCCAGAAGCUCCAAGGUUCUGAAGCUCGCAAGGCCAGCGAGAAGAACAUACUGAUCAACGACCUCGACACCGCAUUCGAUGUUUUGAGAAAGGCCCGCGACGAGGGCAAGAAGGAGCGCCGCGUCGAUAUUGUCCUCGACAAUGCUGGUUUUGAGCUGUAUGUGGACCUCAUCUUGGCCGGCUAUCUGCUCUCUGCUGGGCUUGCAACCCAUGUUGUGUUGCAUCCCAAAAGUAUUCCAUGGUUUGUGUCAGAUGUGUUACCUGGAGACUUUGCAGCACUUCUCGGUGCCUUGGCAAGCCCCAAACCCUUCUAUGAGACACCGUCGGACGAUGAGAAGCUCCAGGACAAGACCCCGGCGCCUUUGACGGACAGCGAGGUGGACGAACUCACCUUUUUGUUUCAGAACUGGGCCGGUUUCCAUGCUGAGGGUCAACUUACAAUCCGACCGAAUGCUUUCUGGACGCAUGGAGGAAGCUUCUGGAGGUUGCCCGCCGAGAAGGACUUGCACGAGGACCUCAAGACCAGUGAGCUGGUCAUUUUCAAGGGCGACUUGAAUUAUAGGAAAUUGACCGGAGAUGCUAUAUGGGAUCCGACAACUCCAUUCACAGAAGCGAUCGGCCCGCUUGGCCCCGGCUCCGGCGUUAAUGUUCUAGCUCUUCGUACGUGCAAAGCAGACGUGGUCGUUGGGCUGAAACCUGGCCAGGAUGAACAGAUUCGUGCCACCGAAGGCGGCGGCGGUGACAGUGGAGCUAGAAAAUGGGCUUGGAGCGGCAAAUGGGCUGUUGUGUCGUUCUCGGGCGGAAAGUGA
This is a messenger RNA of Truncatella angustata, 1425 nucleotides long. RefSeq lists its product as uncharacterized. The transcript is spliced from 5 exons. NCBI's taxonomy places the organism in Eukaryota, Fungi, Ascomycota, Sordariomycetes, Amphisphaeriales, Sporocadaceae. Gene Ontology annotation, cellular component: cytoplasm; nucleus. The coding region runs from base 1 to 1425 and encodes 474 amino acids. Gene Ontology annotation, molecular function: phosphatase activity. The record is from RefSeq and is a predicted model, not a curated record. Gene Ontology annotation, biological process: DNA damage response.